AGCACCCAAAUUUUGAUCACAUGACCGCGGGGAUGCUUCGAAGUUUGUAAGUGCAAGGGCUGGUCUUAAGGCACUUUUUUCAGCACUAUCGUAACUUUGAAUAGUUGUUAAACAAAUGGUCAUAAGUCGGGGACUAGCUAUAUUUGUGUUAUCUAUUUAUUAUGGAUGAGGGAAGGGAUUGAGGCAACUGUGAGUUCAUAGCAGAAGACGGUUUUGAACCAGAGAUGCUCUAGUUGAUGGCUUAGUGUCUUAGCCACUAAGGUGAUUGUAGCAAAGCUUAAUUAAAUGAGGCAGGUUUAUAACUAAAUAGUACACAGAUAUGUUAAUUAUAAUUAAAUGUGAGAGAUAGACUUUAUACACAUACAUGAAAGAAUGUACAGGAUGUAAAUAGUGCUAUUGGUUAUGUUUAUGCUGAAAUGAGUAAUGAAAAUAAAGGAUCAUCUUUGCAUGAUUGAAAGAUGGCAGACUUUCAUGACAACAGUGUCAUAAAUACAUUUGUUGCAUUUGACAUAUAAAUGGAUUGUACAUAACUUUCUACAUUUUAUAUAGUCAUUAUAGUAUGUAAAAAACAUGUGCAGAAGCAGAGAAAGGCAUAUAUUUAAUUUUCAUGUGCAAUCUUCUUCCUUAUAGCUAUGUUCUACUAGAGCUCAGCAAUGCUUUGGAUGCGUGAGAGCUUAGACACAGCCCCUGUCUAUGACUCAUUAAAGCAGCCAUGCUUUUUUCCAGAAUCAUGCGUCCUAGAAAAAGACAAGGCCACUUUAAUGAGUCACAAAUGUUGCUCCAUUUGCACUCUUAUGGGUUUCAAAACCCCUUUUCCAAAUCAGUUUGAAGUGUUGCACAGUCCUGUAUUCUAGUUUAUCCUUCCCCAGUUUGACAUUCUCCAGGUGAGUUGGGACUGCAACUCCCAGAAUUCCUUGCCAGUAUCUAUAGGCUGCUCUAAUCUAUUCAUGUAUUAUUGAAAAGCUAUUAAAUAGCAACACUAUUUAUUGUUUAUUUGGUACAAUAAAUACGAGAAUUUAGUUAGCGGUUUUUCUUCCUUAUAAUUUGGUAAUUGCAAUUGCAAUAUUAGGCUGCAUAGCAAUAAUGAGGUACAUAUAACUGUGUCUGCUAGCUGCCUCUUUUUAUAGUUAUGCUGAAAUGUCCCAGAACUGAAGAAGCUUGUUCAUUAAGCAUGUAAGCUAAAAAUAGCAGCUGAACAACUGCCUCAGCUAAGGAACGUUACCAGCUACCACAGUCAGUUAUACAGUUAUUGAAUGGACGCAGCAGUUUUUCUAGAUGGUAUAGCUGAUUAGAUGUGUUGUUUUUGUUAACUUAGGUUAAUGUUUGUUUCUCUGUGCAACUUAAAAUUAUUUUACUAUGGUAAAUGUCAUUUAAUUAGAAGAAAAAAAGAAGAGGGAACUUGUCAUUACAUACACAUAGGUAUGUAAGUCAUGUGAAAUGUAAUUUAGAUUUAUAUUAUAGAAAUCUGUAGCUAUGAUUUUGAAAAUAUUCUAGUGACAGUUGGCUGCUUAUUAGCUUUUUGAGUUCAAUAUUUAACUGAAUAUUGAUUUUUAAAAGCCAAAAUGGGAUUUGAACCAUACUAAAAUGAUAAACUUUGCCAUUGACUUGUAAUGUUGAUUCUAGGCAACUAAUAAUGCUUAAAAAAACACACUGUUCAGUUCUUGCUGUCUGCUUACGGAAGGAAGAAAUGUGCAUAAUUUACAAAGUUUUUACAGUUCUAUCUGUUUAGUUCUUGAGAGUAUGUUAAGAAAAAACAUGUUGAGACAGCAAUGGAAAGCACAUUAAACAAAUCACCUGUUAGCAUCUGAUAAAUUAUGUGACCUUUUAAAAUAGCUCAAAAAGCAAAUUAAUGCUAUUGUAUUCUAAUUUAAGAACAGGAAGUGGAAACUAGUGUUAUGUUCUGUUAAACCUGUAGGUAGUAUAUAGUUACUUAUGUUGAAUUCUAUUUUCAGUGUUGAGAGUGAUGUUAAUGCCACAUCACUUGGCAAAAUUCCAUAGGAUCUUGAUAAUCCUGAAUAAGGAUCAUGAAAGAUUUCUACAGGGUAGUACUUCUCCUUGGUGUUAUUGAAUUAUCUCUGUAAUCAGGUGUUUCUUGGCAGCAUUCCUUGUAAUGCUGUCGUGUGGUUAUCUGAUUUGGUAUAAUGAUAGGCUUUUUCAGAUUGCUGACAUCUUUAUCUUGAAUGAAAUAGAAACAAAAUGUCCUGGCUUGAAUAGUUGAGUCAUCUUUAGAUUCAAAUCCAUUUGUUAUUUUAAAAUAUCACAUAGUUAUUACAGUAACUUUAAAGAUAUAUUAUUCAAUGAAUGUAUUUUCUCCCUUGAUAUUGAGCUUAUCAUGCUGCUUUUCAGUUUCAUACAAAUAUCAUGUCAAAGUCCUAACUCCAGCUCCAACUUCAUUUCAGCAUUCUUAAGCUACACAUAAUUUAUUGUAGUGACAGUCCAAUAAAUAACAUAAUUGUAAUCUUAAUUGUUUUCAUAUUCUAAUCACUUGAUACUCAAGAUAAUAUAGGCUCAGCUCUUUAGUUAUUAAAAUAACACAUGGUAUUAAGAAUGAGGUUUAGCCUAUUUGUUUUUCUUGUUUAAAAGAAGAAAUCUGUUCUAAAUUUAGAUUUUGUUAAAUUAUUAUACAAGAGUUUAAUGUAAAAGAUCUUGAUCAGAGCAGUUAUAUUUGUGACUUGAUUUACAACUUUUGGUUAUUACUGCACAGCUGAAAAUACAAAAUUAAUAUUUCCUUGCCUCUACUAAAGCAGGCUGUAAAAAAUUCUUCAACUGACAACCUGUUUGAAACAAGAAUGUAAAUUAAAGCAUUAUCCAGCCUCUGAUUUGGAUAACAUUUUUUCUUCUCCAGAUUAAAGCUCACAUCCUACGACUUCUGGCAGGAAACCCUGAAAGUUGCAUGUUUAUGCAUAGCAUGAGUGACUCUAGCAUAUCAGUUCUUAACAACCAUAGAGGAUUGUAUCAGUGAUUGGACUGCCAUGGCAGACCUGUCCCAGCAUAUGCUUUCAUUGACUUGCCUAGCAAUAAUGAACCAAACAGAGAAGAAUGAGCAAGAUGUUCCUCCAUAUCUUAACAGUGAACCUCCAGAAGAUUCAGUAAAAGAUCAUCCACAACAACAGCCUGGCAUGCUUACCCGCGUGACUGGUGGCCUCUUCAGCAUAACGAAGGGAGCUGUUGGUGCCACAAUCGGUGGUGUGGCAUGGAUAGGAGGGAAAAGCUUUGAAGUGACCAAAACAGCAGUAACAGCUGUGCCUUCCAUGGGAGUAGGAUUGGUUAAAGGAAGUGUUUCAGUUGUGACAGGAAGUGUUACAGCUGUAGGAUCUGCCAUCUCAAGCAAAGUGCCUUUAACUGGGAAGAAAAAGGAUAAAUCUGAUUAAAGAAAUUCAAUACUGUUUGUCAAGGACAUUGUGUGGCUAUGGAAUCUGCAAGAUUUGGACUACUGUAAAGCCACCAUUCUGGAGGAAUAUCUAAAGAGCUGUAAGAAUAACUUUCUCCGGAAAGGGACAUGAGCAGCCUGGUAUCGCAGAAACUUUAGAUUUCUUCAAGAACUUUUCUGAUGAAAUGUUACACUUGAUAAGAAAUCAAGUACAUGGAUCUGAAGGAAUGGCUCACAUUUGAAUAUUAAUUCACUUUUUUGAAAUCUUGAAUUUAAAAUGUGAAAAUAAAAAUGGGGGGAAUGACCUGGCAAAAAAUUAAGCACUUCUAAGUUCUGAUGAUAUAUCUCCCUUUAAAAUCAUUUCAACAUUAAAGUGCUUAAGUAUUGGCUCGAUUAUGCCCUUAAUUGGUUGCCUCUACCAUACACAAAUACAUUGAUGUUCUAGCUUCAAGUCUAUGGUGUCUAUAUUUUUUUGGAAAACAAUCAUUGAACUGCCUAAAGAGUUCUUGUGUAUCUUUGCUUUUUGAAACUAUUUUUAUACACACUAAAUUCUUUUGAAGUCAACUGUCACAAGGGUGUGUUUGUGUGCACAUGCAUGCAUAUGUAUGUAUAGUAUAUCGACUCAAAUCAUUCAUGCCUUAUGGUGAAAAACAAUCUAUUUUUACUUAGAGAACCUUUUAAAGUUUUUGUAACGUCUGUCAUCUCAAAGCAGUCUGUAGAAGGAGUUUUACACUUUUUUAAUCCGUUGAUACUGACAAAGAAAGACUGCUAAAUCUCAGGUGUAGCUUACUGAUCCUCUCACCUGCAAAAUGAAAAAUGCUUUAUGCAGUUAGGUUGUUUACAUUAAUAUUGGAUAACAUUCAGCUGUAAAAUAAAAACACUUUUCUGGCUUCUAGCCUCAAGGUACACAUGUGUAAAUCUUAUUUCCUGAGUACAUAAUGCUGAUAUAGCAAGUACUGUUGCUGUGCAUAAUCAGUUUACUCAAUUUUCACCCACCAUCGCUAGAGAUUUUGUAGAAGUUGAUGAAUUAUGCUUGACAUUUUCAAAGAGAAUUAACAUUUCUACAAAUGAUACCUCAACAGGUAGGUUUGCUGAAUGGUACCCAUGA
This is a messenger RNA of Python bivittatus (Burmese python), 4478 nucleotides long. It is a transcript of the gene TMEM263, whose product is annotated as transmembrane protein 263. Lineage: Eukaryota; Metazoa; Chordata; Lepidosauria; Squamata; Pythonidae. The record is from RefSeq and is a predicted model, not a curated record.